Messenger RNA from Venturia canescens, 1174 nucleotides. RefSeq lists its product as uncharacterized. Bases 8 to 814 code for a protein of 268 amino acids. Gene Ontology annotation, molecular function: signaling receptor activity. The record is from RefSeq and is a predicted model, not a curated record. The transcript has 3 exons. Lineage: Eukaryota; Metazoa; Arthropoda; Insecta; Hymenoptera; Ichneumonidae.
AUUGAGUAUGGAAGCUUAUCGGAUUGUUAUAAAAAUCGUGAUUGUUUUUUCUCAGUGUUUGUUUUUCGCUCAUUCGACAGAUCCUUGUUGCAAAAUUAGUAGUCGAGCAUCACCGAUGUAUAAACUGUCUAGACACGAGAAACGAUCGACCGAGGCCAUAAUAACACGAAAGAAUGUAACGAAUGUUGAAAAUUGUGAAAAAUUCGCUGUUUCGAAAAAGGCAUUAGCUUUCAACUAUGCAGAUUUAAAUAAUGCUGAUUAUCGACGAACGGAAAAUUGGAGGAAUCCAAACUGUCAAGUACUCGCUUGUCCGACGACGAAUGGUUUCACGAAUUUGGUCAACGAUACGAAAUUCGAUUACUACAGUAUUUAUCGAUCACGAAUUUCAUCAGAAAAUGGACGUUUAAAGUGCCUGCCGAAUGUCGGACUAUUUUACAUAUCCGAGGAGCAUUUGAACUACACAGACGCUCGUGAAUCUUGUAGAAAAAUGCGUGCGACUUUGGCUCACAUUGCGAGCGAGGAGAGAACCGAAGGUUUGGGAAAAAUGCUGUCGACAAAUCGGACCUUCGUUGGUUUGAGCAAUCGUGACGAUGAAAGACGCUGGAAAAAUGAGUUUGACGAACCACUUCUGUGCUUCGAUUAUCGUGGAUGGGCCAAGAGUGAGCCAGCAAAUUCUCGUGGAUGCGUAGUCCUCGUACCUCCUGAAAAUCCUCGUACUUCGUCAACGUGGCGAGUCUCCUCUUGUUCUCAAAUAUUACCGUACAUUUGUGAAAUUGUACCACAUUAUCAUCGUCGAUCCCAAAGAAAUCGGUAGAUUCUUGAUAAUAAUAACAAAGCAUGGGGAAAGAAUCAGACAGGUUGUCAACUAUCACACUUUUUCCUAACUUAUUUCUGGUAUAUGUCGGUGCACAGAAAGUAUACGAGAUAUUGAAUUGGAGCGAAUUUAAUAGAAACUUUCUCGAUUCAUCGAGAAAAUUCGUUUUUCCACACUCCGAUGACGACAGGAAGAUAAAACAUUGUGGUAGGAGGGUACUAAAAGAUUUACUCCGAUUAAUUAUUUACACAAUAGUACGAAUUAUCUGGCACGUGUUUUUGUCUCGAUGUUAACAAAAAAAUGUCAGAAUUAACGUUGAUGGAACAAGAGAAAAUAUAAAGCAUCGAUCGUUCCCACGCA